Messenger RNA from Ochlerotatus camptorhynchus, 2675 nucleotides. RefSeq lists its product as uncharacterized. The record is from RefSeq and is a predicted model, not a curated record. Lineage: Eukaryota; Metazoa; Arthropoda; Insecta; Diptera; Culicidae. The coding region runs from base 1985 to 2587 and encodes 200 amino acids. The transcript is spliced from 2 exons.
AUCGCUUUUCGCAGGCAAUCGGUGAUAAUUUAAAUUAUCAUAGCAACAGUUGCACAUUCGUGUAAUUUUCAAUAGUCACAUUUUGAAAAAUGAUAAAGUCUUAAAUUCGACAGAUGCGUAGAAAUAUUUCUAACCGAUUGGUGAUAAAAUUAUUGAAAUUGGUCCAGGGACAGCUGAGUUAUUAACGUUCAAAAUCUUUCAUAUUUUUUUUACAUGUUCCAUUUUCGGUUUCACAAAGUGUACCCCCUUAUAGAAAUCACGGACGUAGUCUACGUCAAAAAUUUACAUUAUAAAGAAACAACUAUCAAUAAGUAUGCUUAAUGCCUAGUUGGUCACUGAAUAUAAAUAUUUCACGAUUUCUGGAUAUUUUUAUGAAGAGUCAUCAGCUGUUUCCCAAUUUUCGGAUGAACAAAAAUAACCAGCCUACUAGCAAACAACUGUUUAGAAUCAAAACGCGUUCUGGGAUACUUCAUGCGUUUGCAUUAGACUUACAAAGGCCGACAUCAAAGAACAUCAACGAUUGAUAAGGUACAAAAGUCUCAUAGCAGUACUUUAAGUAUUUUUAAGCUUCGUUCAGCCUCACCAAAGUAUUUCGUAGGGAAAGCGGCCUUAAAUGAAGAAAUUGUUUCAACGUACAGCAUUAGUAAGUAUAUGGUUGACUGUCAUUAGACGGCAAACAAAAAUGAGUCUAUGAGAACUAUGAAUAAUGACUACAUCAAAGCGUUGGAAAACAAAUGUGUAAACCCGUUUUUAUACAUUUUAUUUUCUACGAAAACCCAUGGGUAAAUUAAUAGCCAAAGAGGUUCGGCUCGUUUCUCCGAGGCCGUCGGAAAGUAUAUUAACCUUAAUAAAGGACUUAUGUAACCGACAAGAAUCUAAUGAUCAUUGUAAGGGCUACAACAGGUGUAGAAACUUUGACUAAUUAUGCUAUUAUUGCACAGGGGGGGUAAAGGCUUCUCUUUUCACCAUACAGCCUCAAUGUAAUGUGGUAAUCUGUCCGUCUAGCUUUACGCGUGAGUUUGUGUGCAUAUGUGUGUGGGUACAUAUUAGCUGAUUAGAUCAUUUGAUAUAACGACCUCUGAGCAAAGUAAUAAUCGCCGCAUUAAGUACAAACAAGGUUCGCGACAAAUACAUGACAGUAGGCGACGUCUUCCUAGCCUGAACCAAGCAGGCGAUGUCGUUGCGUGGCGAAGACACUAACCGCAAAAACCACGUGCUUUGUUUGACGAAAUUUUAUGCAUCCAUCAAAACGCGGAGAGGGUCGACGCCGCACAAAAAUACACAAUAUCCAGUCGACGUGUUGUCAUUGCGCUUGGCAAUUGUCAAGCAAUGCGUCAUCAGUUAUCAUCCGUCCAUAGGCGCAGAGCGCUUAUUGAAUUAACCGUACGCAAAUGAUACCUCCGGUGCUCUUGUCGGCGGCGUCUUCGUCGUCUUUCGAUCACUCCUCCAAGCAAGCUUUUUUGUUUCUGUUUGACUCACUUUUGCGAUUAUUUGUUUACAUUCAACCGGGUACGACUUAAUUCAGGGGCAAACCCGCCUGCGGUAUAUCAACAUUGGAAACAGUAGUACUGCUGGCACAAAGAGAUUGUAAAAAUGGAGCUGACCGUCGCACGUCCGUUGAACGUCUGUGAUACGAGCGAGCAGCGUUGAAUUGUAAUUAUCAUUGGUGAGUUCGCGUGCCACUGCGUCAGAAACUCAUAGAUAAAGGUUACAGUUGGUUCGCUUUGCAAAAGGUGACCUGGAACAUUUAUGUUUGUUUGUGGAAUACAGUAGGCCAUGAAAGUUCUACUGGUAAACAUAUUAAUUGCAUUUUUUGGUUAGCACCAUCGUAGUAUGCCGUAUACGUUUUUGUUAUCGAGGAAUCUUUUAAAUGAGAAACCUAUUCAUGGUUGUUGGAGCAGAAUAAGUGGAACGCACGAACAGCUAUAAUGUAGAACAAAUUUAGAUUUUGAAAAAGCUAGCUUACUCUACACGUAUCAGCACAAUGUAUACCAUCCAAGUUGUACUGAUCCUGACGGUCGUCCGGUUAGGGUUUGCACAGAAAGACCUAGAUUUCUCAUCCAUAGGUGGUAAAAACACUUCGCGACCUUUUACAAUCAAGGUCCUAAAAAUGAUCUGUCCAGAUCAACCGUACGGCUACACUGUGGUAAAAACGUGCAAAGCAAAACUAGCUAGAAAUCAACCCACCAAGCUGAACAUGGCCGUGGAUAUCCAACGACCAGCUAACAAAUUGUUCCUGUCCUACGUGUUGAACUAUAAAUACAACACAUACAAACCGCUGCUGUUUGACGACUCCUUUGACCUAUGCCGCUUCAUGCUCGAGCAAGGUACCGGAAACAAUCUGCUGAUGAAUUUUAUGUACCAAGUCGCCAAAUCGCAGAUCAGUUGGCUACACAAAUGUCCAUACGAGGGUUUAGUCAACAUGACAGAUUUUGUGCUCGAUGAGAGCUUGAUGCCAACCUUCCUGCCAGCCGGAGAUUUCCGUUCAGAUACUAGGAUUUUCGAUGAUAGCAAUGAAACGAUCGUGUACCUCCAGAUAUUCUACAGCAUACGGGCUAAAGGGCUCUUUGACCUUUCCAUGGGCUGAAUUGAUUGAUUUUGCUGAAUUACACUAAUUUAAGGGGACAUUAGGGUGGCUAAAAUUAUUUCAAAUCGCAGAUCUUAUACUGCACUGC